CCUGUCCCCUGCGCGUCCCACGACUGCGGGGUCAUCUCACAAGCUCCGAGCAUGGACGACAUUUACAAAGCAGCGGUAGAGCAGCUCACAGAAGAACAGAAAAAUGAGUUCCGGGCUGCUUUUGACAUCUUCGUGCAGGAUGCAGAGGACGGGUGUAUCAGCACUAAGGAGCUGGGGAAGGUGAUGAGGAUGCUGGGACAGAACCCUACUCCUGAGGAGCUGCAGGAGAUGAUCGACGAGGUGGAUGAAGAUGGCAGUGGCACGGUGGACUUUGAUGAGUUCUUAGUCAUGAUGGUGAGGUGUAUGAAGGACGACAGCAAAGGGAAAUCUGAAGAGGAACUGGCAGAGCUCUUCAGGAUGUUUGAUAAGAAUGCAGACGGCUACAUUGACCUGGAGGAGCUGAAGAUCAUGCUGGAAGCCACUGGAGAAGCCAUCACUGAGGAUGAUAUAGAGGAGUUAAUGAAGGACGGAGACAAAAACAACGAUGGAAAGAUUGAUUAUGACGAGUUCUUGGAGUUCAUGAAGGGAGUUGAAUAAGCAACUGGAGAACAUUGAAAUCCUACCAUCCUCCGCCAACUCCCCCCCACCCCAUCACCUUGCUCCACCACCAAAGUCCCUCAGUUCCUGGUGUUAUUUAAUACAUCGCCUUUAUUAGGCUGAGUUGGCAUACAGACUACAAAAGAGGACAUUACUGCUGCAACAAAAUUACAACCCCACUGUUUUUGAAAUGGCCUAAGAUUGAUCAUUAUUUCCCUUUUUUAUUUUAUAGUCAAUGUUUUAUUAUUCUACUGUACAUACAGGAU
Conger conger (European conger) is the source of this 803-nucleotide messenger RNA. Its product is annotated as troponin C, slow skeletal and cardiac muscles. Gene Ontology annotation, molecular function: calcium ion binding. NCBI's taxonomy places the organism in Eukaryota, Metazoa, Chordata, Actinopteri, Anguilliformes, Congridae. Gene Ontology annotation, cellular component: myosin II complex. Bases 52 to 537 code for a protein of 161 amino acids. The record is from RefSeq and is a predicted model, not a curated record. The transcript is spliced from 6 exons.